This is a messenger RNA of Linum trigynum, 669 nucleotides long. The record is from the annotation of a GenBank genome assembly. Lineage: Eukaryota; Viridiplantae; Streptophyta; Magnoliopsida; Malpighiales; Linaceae.
AUGAGUUCUCGGAGACCUCUUUUUGUUGAGAAUAACGAGGGUGAGCGAAGACACCCUUACAUUGAAGUUUCAAGACCCGAAAUUGAAAGAGAUAUUGAGUUUGAUGCCGACAGUGAGUUCAUAGAUGAAGAAAAUGCAGUUAGUGAAGACGAGUUUAAUGUAGAUGAUGCAGGAAGUGGAGGGUUCAAUCACAAUUUCCCAAUUGAUGAUAUAGUUGUUGCAGAUGCUGACAGUGAUUGCGGUGAUUCAGAUUAUUUGGGUAGUGUCCAUUCAAGUGAUGACGAGGGCAAUUCGAGAAAAAGAUUUGAAAAAUUUAAUCCGGCAAGGGAUAUGGAAGAUCCUCAUUUUAGUGACGGUCAAAUUUUUAGGGACUUCAAGACAUUCAAAGAGGCUAUUAGGGCUUACCCAAUCAAGAACAAGUUCCCCUUGAGGUUUGUCCACAGUGAUACUCAACGGGUUCAAGUUUUAUGUGAUAAGAAUUGUAGAUGGAACAUUUGGGUUUCACCUACCAAAGAUAAGAAGGCAGUUCAGAUCAAGUCUGUGGAGCUGCAGCAUGAUGGAUGUGUUCUGUUGUCUAGGCACAAGUGGUUUGAUUACAAGUUCAUUGCAAAAAAGUAUUUACAAAGAUUUGAAGUUGAUCCUAAAUGGGGAACUGAUGCAAUAGUGUAA